Molecule: messenger RNA, 888 nt
Organism: Leptosia nina
Lineage: Eukaryota; Metazoa; Arthropoda; Insecta; Lepidoptera; Pieridae
Source: the annotation of a GenBank genome assembly
AUGCAAGCGGUAAAAAAUGGAAUAUGUAUCACAGUAUACACUCUACUUGCUACGGUGCACGCUAACAAAUGUGAAAGGACUAAAAUCGGAAACGAAUACUACAAACGUCAUCUGAUUGCUGCCAUAGAUGGAUAUCCAACAGGAAUGGUGAUAGACCCGAGAACAGAUAACAUAUUCUUUUUAUUGCAUAAAAGGAAUUAUACUAAAGGGAUUUAUAUUUUACGACAUGGAUCCUUAGGAGUAAAAGAACUGCCAGUAGCUGAUGAUUACAUCGGUCAAUGCAUAGGUGUUGAUGUCGCUAACAACAUAAUCUAUAUAGGAACCAAUCAAGGCUUGGUUACCUAUGAUUAUUCUAGACCAGAUAUCAGCGUUGAAAGACCAAUAGGCGAUGACGAUAUACGAAGCAUCUUCAUUGAUAAAACCGAUAACCAAAUGUACAUUACGACGGGACAUAAUCACGAAAUCUUCAAAUUUGUCAAUGGUUCCGCAGCUGUUAAAAGAUACGAUAAAAUUCCGAAAGCUUACAACUUUGUUUUAGACAACAAGGGGAACGUUUAUUAUGAAUACGUCGAUGGGAGACUAUAUUUCUUUCCCAUGGAUUUGUAUGAGCCAAUACAGUACAAAGGUUUUUCGAGGGAGCUGAAAUACAUACUUAAGCUUAAUAACCACGAUGAAGCGAUUGUUGCCGUGAAGGGUUCUCUCUUUCGGCUAUUUACUAAGAGUAUUUUGCCCGUGAAAAUCGGUCAAUUAGGCUUUAAAAUAACCGGUUUGGCGUUUGAUAACAAGAAUAAUAUAGUUAUAGGUACUAGAGGGAAGAUAUAUAGUUACAAACCGAUAGACACAAACGACCCUUGCCCGCCGGAAGAUUAUUUCAUGACCAAUAUUUAA